Molecule: messenger RNA, 1636 nt
Organism: Hyaloscypha bicolor E
Lineage: Eukaryota; Fungi; Ascomycota; Leotiomycetes; Helotiales; Hyaloscyphaceae
Exons: 1
Coding region: 1-1620 (539 amino acids)
Source: RefSeq, a predicted model, not a curated record
AUGAAAGAAACACCGCCCUACGAAACAGCACGAAUGGGAGAUCCAUGGGUACCGGGGGUAUUCAAACAACUUCCUUGGGGUGGGCUCCUAGCGCUGGUUGGUGUCGCCAUUUGCUGUCUUGGCCCGGUGGCUAUCCUUAAAGACUCCGACGGCAAACCGACUGCAACCUGGCCCGACCAAAAACACCCAAUCCAACCUGCGGUUCUUCUCUCGAUAUGUGCAGCCAUUGGAAAUACUCUGUUGCGUUAUGCAUUAUUUCAAGGAUGGAGCAUCGCUUGGUGGGUCGAGGCACUCCGAGGCAGCACGGUUGGGGAUCUCCAUCGCCACUGGGAAUAUGGCACAAGCGUCUUGGCUUCAGUCACCUCGACCAGGCACUUCAACCGUAUCGCUUUGGGAACACUCAUAGCGAGUAUUGUUGUAAUUGAUGGUCCUCUUCUCCAAAAAGCUACUUCCUCUACGACACGACCUCUGGUCAGUCCAGCGAAUAUAACAGCGCAGAUCUCGCCAAACCCAUUGCCUUUGGGAUACACUGCGGUGAUGACAGGCCAUUCUGGGACAGUUUUCCCCAAAUUUGAUUUUGUUCAGCAAGUGAUGCAGGGUUUCAACAAUCGAACUGCUAUCCAACUCAACUAUACCGGGUGCAAUGGCGUAUGCAAUACCACCCUUCAAGCUGCUGGAUUUGACGUACAUUGCUCGCACAGCACUCAGCCAUACAACAUUAGCGAGUACUCCGCGGGCACAUCUUAUGGGAUGGGUUCCACCAACAUUACCUUCAACAAUGAUGGAUAUGAUGGUUUGAUUCGCGUGCAAACUGCAUUCAAGUCUACUCCAGGCUGCAUAGGCAAUCUAGCCGUUGCCGAUUGCCAAUACAAUAUUUCUCAGGUGAAUUACCCAGUCCAGGUCAGCAAUGGCACCGUCGAGCUCCUGCCACGCCCAACCGACGCGAACGAUACGAUCAAAGUAUGGCAGCUAUAUCAAGAGGUCCACGGGCUUGGCCAGUGGCCAUCCACUCUAGGUGGGAUUUACAGCGUAGCGUAUACCAAAUACGAGUCGUCUAGCAGUUUUUACAUUGAUGGAACCCCCUUGUCCCUUAUGUAUUCAGGCUCGAUCCCCAUUCAAUACCUUGUCGCCAACUCGAGUACCUUGGGAACUUGCGAUAUGUAUUGGACAGACCCGACACCGGAUAUAAUCGCUGGUAUUCGGGAACUUGGGUUUCGCACCGCGAUCGCCGCGACCAACUCAACUACCGACCAGACUUUCGAGGCAACCGAGAUCGCCAUUGUCCAAGUGUACGUCUCUCACUACCACUACUUAGGUGGUGCGUUGCUCGUCAUGUUCCUUGGAGUUGUGUUAGUCUUUCCAACUUUCCUCGGUUGGUGGCAGCUGGGACGAAAGAUGUCCUUCAGCCCAAUCGAAAUUGCCAAGGCUUUCAACGCGCCACUUUUGGCAGAGUUUAGGUCGAAUAGCGAGAUGAAGAAAAUAUUGAAGGAAGCGGGAGGGUUAGAAGUGGUGUACGGAGAAGUUGUGAUGCCCGGUAGUGAGGGGGAAAAGAAAAGUCUUCAGAUGGCGAACCCGGAAUUUGCUAUCAGGCCAAGGGCUAAAUUUACUUAUGAUGGGUGAUUGUUCUGGAUUUCAU